This is a messenger RNA of Procambarus clarkii (red swamp crayfish), 2673 nucleotides long. NCBI's taxonomy places the organism in Eukaryota, Metazoa, Arthropoda, Malacostraca, Decapoda, Cambaridae. The record is from RefSeq and is a predicted model, not a curated record.
AUGCAUAAAAGUUUGACAUCAAAAUCCCCAACGGACAAAAUAUGUUGUACUGAAGGUCACAGCGACUCACAAACAUUCAGAUUUUCUAUGCGUGAUUCCUUCAGCAAGCAGCAUAUAUCAGCAGGAGAAGUAGCAUGCAUCAACAGCAGCAGCAUCAUCAGCACUUAUCAGCAGCAGCAGUAUCAUAAGCAGGACAGUACAUCAGCAUGCAUCUUUGUGGAUAAGCAGGAACAGCAUGGAUCAGCAGUAACAUCAGCAGCAGCAUGUAUCAGCAACAGUAUGCAUCAGCAUGGAUCAGCAUCGCAGUACAAAUGGCUGCUUCUUGGCCUGCUACGUCAGUCGCACUUAACGGUUAUUGCAGCUCAACACACCCUCCUGCAGCGUCCUGCACCUCCAGCAACACCUCCUGCAGCGUCCUGCACCUCCAGCAACACCUCCUGCAGCGUCCUGCACCUCCAGCAACACCUCCUGCAGCGUCCUGCACCUCCAGCAACACCUCCUGCAGCGUCCUGCACUUCCAGCAACACCUCCUGCAGCGUCCUGCACCUCCAGCAACACCUCCUGCAGCGUCCUGCAUCUCCAGCAACACCUCCUGCAGCGUCUUGCACCUCCUGCAGCGUCCUGCACUUCCAGCAACACCUCAUGCAGCGUCCUGCACCUCCAGCAACACCUCCUGCAGCGUCCUGCACCUCCAGCAACACCUCCUGCAGCGUCCUGCACUUCCAGCAACACCUCCUGCAGCGUCCUGCACCUCCAGCAACACCUCCUGCAGCGUCUUGCACCUCUAGCAACACCUCCUGCAGCAUCUUGCACCUCCAGCAACACCUCCUGCAGCGUCCUGCACUUCCAGCAACACCUCCUGCAGCGUCUUGCACCUCCAGCAACACCUCCUGCAGCGUCCUGCACUUCCAGCAACACCUCCUGCAGCGUCCUGCACCUCCAGCAACACCUCCUGCAGCGUCUUGCACCUCCAGCAACACCUCCUGCAGCAUCUUGCACCUCCAGCAACACCUCCUGCAGCGUCUUGCACCUCCAGCAACACCUCCUGCAGCGUCUUGCACCUCCGGCAACACCUCCUGCAGCGUCCUGCACCUCCGGCAACACCUGCAGCAUCCUGCACCUCCAGCAACACCUCCUGCAGCGUCCUGCACCUCCAGCAACACCUCCUGCAGCGUCUUGCACCUCCAGCAACACCUCCUGCAGCGUCUUGCACCUCCAGCAACACCUCCUGCAGCGUCUUGCACCUCCGGCAACACCUCCUGCAGCGUCCUGCACCUCCGGCAACACCUGCAGCAUCCUGCACCUCCUGCAGCGUCCUGCACCUCCAGCAACACCUCCUGCAGCGUCCUGCACCUCCAGCAACACCUCCUGCAGCGUCUUGCACCUCCAGCACCACCUCCUGCAGCGUCUUGCACCUCCAGCAACACUUCCUGCAGCGUCCUGCACCUCCAGCAACACCCUCCUGCAGCAUCCUGCACCUCCAGCAACACCUCCUGCAGCGUCCUGCACUUCCAGCAACACCUCCUGCAGCGUCCUGCACCUCCAGCAACACCUCCUGCAGCGUCUUGCACCUCCAGCAACACCUCCUGCAGCGUCUUGCACCUCCAGCAACACCUCCUGCAGCGUCCUGCACCUCCAGCAACACCUCCUGCAGCGUCUUGCACCUCCAGCAACACCUCCUGCAGCGUCCUGCACCUCCAGCAACACCUCCUGCAGCGUCUUGCACCUCCAGCAACACCUCCUGCAGCGUCUUGCACCUCCAGAAACACUUCCUGCAGCGUCCUGCACUUCCAGCAACACCUCCUGCAGCGUCUUGCACCUCCAGCAACACCUCCUGCAGCGUCUUGCACCUCCAGCAAGACCUCCUGCAGCGUCCUGCACCUCCAGCAACACCUCCUGCAGCGUCCUGCACCUCCAGAAACACCUCCUGCAGCGUCUUGCACCUCCAGCAACACCUCCUGCAGCAUCUUGCACCUCCAGCAACACCUCCUGAAGCGUCUUGCACCUCCAGCAACACCUCCUGCAGCGUCCUGCACCUCCAGCAACACCUCCUGCAGCGUCUUGCACCUCCAGCAAGACCUCCUGCAGCGUCCUGCACCUCCAGCAACACCUCCUGCAGCGUCCUGCACCUCCAGCAACACCUCCUGCAGCGUCUUGCACCUCCAGCAACACCUCCUGCAGCGUCUUGCACCUCCAGCAACACCUCCUGCAGCGUCUUGCCCUUCCAGCAACACCUCCUGCAGCGUCUUGCACCUCCAGCAACACCUCCUGCAGCGUCUUGCACCUCCAGCAACACCUCCUGCAGCGUCUUGCACCUCCAGCAUCACCUCCUGCAGCGUCCUGCACCUCCAGCAACACCUCCUGCAGCGUCUUGCACCUCCAGCAACACCUCCUGCAGCGUCUUCUACCUCCAGCAACACCUCCUGCAGCGUCUUGCACCUCCAGCAACACCUCCUGCAGCGUCUUGCACCUCCAGCAACGUCUUGCACUUCCAUCAGCAUCUCUACCAAGAGCGCUCGCUCACCUCCGUCUGACUCCUCAGGGAGGCAAGAGGAGGUAGAGCGGACGGGAAAUAUGGCUCAAGACUUCACUGUAAAGCAAAAGGAGACAGAACAGACAGGGAAAAUGCUUCAAGAUAAUAGAGGAAGAUCAGAUGAUAGAAGAGACAUGUAA